Messenger RNA from Aureobasidium uvarum, 654 nucleotides. The record is from the annotation of a GenBank genome assembly. NCBI's taxonomy places the organism in Eukaryota, Fungi, Ascomycota, Dothideomycetes, Dothideales, Saccotheciaceae.
AUGUUCCACUCUACCAACCCCGUACCACAGUCACCUCCUUUCGACGCGUCAACGUUCGAUGGCAGUACCCUGAGCGAAGACUUCGUCAAAAACGCCGCCCGAGACCCAGACCUAUGUCUAGUCAACCAAAGACCCGACCCCAAACUCGCGACUUCAAAACAUGAUUGGGUCAGAAGAACAAGGACGUUUGAUGUAUCUCCUUCUGUGCUGGCUCUCGGCAAAAACCCUUACCCUGGGUUAAAGGUCUCUCGCCCAAUACCAGAAUUGAACCAAGACACUCCAGCCUACGAUCCCUGUAAACUAUGGUUUGGAGACAGUUACAUUCUGAGAUAUCUCACGCCUUCGAAGCUGCUUGAUGAGGGUUGUAUCAAUAUAGGCACUGGUCUUCUUUCGCCUAUAUCCCCUCAGUUCCGUAUCGACAGAGAAGUUGCAGCAAGAGCGAAUGUACACAGGACUGCCCCUGGACUCUUCAUUGGCAACCAUGAUGGCAUCCAUCCCGUUGUGGGUCGUAAUCAGUUCCGCCUUACAUCCGAUUUUGAAUACGAAUGUCUAAAGCCUACCUUGAGGAUUGUCACCAAGAUGCUGGAAAUGGAUAGUGUUCUUGAUAUGCUUUGGGCUCUGGGUGAAAGAUGGACCCAAGANAGGCGAGUGUGA